AUGUCGUCUCCGCCCGCUUUUAUCCCCUCCUCGCCGGGCGCCUCUUCCAAACCAUCCGCCUACACAUACCGCCACCUCCAGCAGCUCCGUCAAAACUCCGCGACGAGUCCAUUGAGAGUAGUAGCGCACAUCGACCUCGAUGCCUUUUACGCGCAAUGCGAGAUGGUCCGGCUGGGGACACCGCGCGACACGCCCUUGGCCGUUCAGCAGUGGGGUUCGCUCAUUGCCAUCAACUACGCCGCGCGGCCGUUUGAGAUUACUCGUAUGCUGCCGGCAGUCGAAGCGAAGAAAAAGUGUCCCGACUUGGUCCUCCAGCAUGUCGCGACGUUCCGAGAAGGCGAGGGUGGGAAAUGGGCAUACCGGGAAGACGCCGCCAGCAGCAUCCAGACGGACAAAGUGUCGCUAGACCCGUAUCGAGCAGAAUCGCGCAAGAUCUUGAGUACAAUAAAAGAAGAGCUCUCUAGAUGGAGGGACGAGCUUGUUCGUAGCCAGGCAGAUGGUGCAUUUACUGACUUGCUGGCUGCACGGAUGGAAAAGGCUUCUGUCGACGAAGUCUUCAUUGACUUGUCAUCGCUAGUCUAUGCUACACUGUGGCAGCGCUAUCCGGAGUUGCAAAAGCCUCCUGCAACUGACAAUAGGAUUACUCCUUUACCUGCUCCCCCAACAACGGCAUUGGCCUGGUCCCCGGAUGACGGCCUGGUUGACCUCGACGAGAACGAUGCAGAAGAAGACGACCCAGAUUGGGACGAUAUCGGCAUGCAGAUUGGUGCCGAGAUUGUACGCUCGGUGCGCGCUGCAGUUUGGGAGAAACUGACUUAUACGUGUUCCGCAGGGAUCGCGCGGAACAAGAUGAUGGCGAAGCUGGGAAGCGCAUGCAACAAACCCGAUAAGCAAACCAUUGUCCGAAACCGCGCUAUUCAAAAGUUCCUCGGAGGCUUCAAGUUUACAAAAAUCCGCAUGCUCGGAGGGAAACUGGGCGAUCAAAUCAGUGCCGAGUUUGGAACUGAACAGGUCAAUGAUCUUUUGAAAGUGACGGCCGAUCAGUUCAAAGCUAAGCUAGACGACGACACUGCCGUCUGGCUGUAUAAUAUUAUUCGUGGGGUUGAUGCUAGCGAAGUCAACACGCGCGUGCAGAUCAAGUCGAUGCUCUCCGCCAAAUCCUUCCGUCCUUAUAUCAACACGAUGGACCAAGCUGAGAAGUGGUUGCGCAUCUUUGCAGCAGAUCUCUAUAACCGGCUGAUCGAGGACGGUCUUCUUGAAAAAAGGCGUCGACCAAAAACAAUUACUCUGCAUCAUCGAACGGGUGCUCAGGUCCACUCAAAACAAUUGCCCAUUCCGGGUGGGAAGAUGAUCGAGGAGGACAUCCUCUUUGAUCUAUCCCGAGAUUUGCUGAGACAGGUCAAUGCCGAGGGACGAGCCUGGCCAGUUUCAAACCUGUCUUUGAGUGUCGGCGGGUUUGAGGACGGCCCAACCAACAACAAGGCCAUUGAUAGCUUUUUUGCGCCAGGCCGAAUAAGUAGUCCCGUUGUCGACACGCCGGCGGCCAAGGUUGGAAAUUCAAUCGAAUCAGUCGAUGGAGGAAAUCCGGCGAAAAAGAGAAAAACUGCGACGAGCGGGAUUGGGCGGUUUUUCAAACAGAUGGACAGCGAAGUUGAAAGCGACGAUGCCACGCCUCCAGCAACACACCUUGAAGAACAUCUUGAAACUUGUCAAGCUACUGAAAUGCCUUUUAUUACUACCGAAGUAGGCCAAGAAAGCGCAGAGCCCUUUGGAGUCUACGUGUGUCCCCGCUGCAAUCAGCGAGUUGACGAGUACCAGCGCGACGAACAUGAAGACUGGCAUUUUGCCAAGGAUCUCGAGGCGCAAGAGGUCCAAGCAGACCGGACCUCGCAAGACAUUGUACAGCAGUUGUCCAGAAGACCAGCAGCAGCUCCAGACCGCAAGAAGGCUCGGCCUCGGGAGACGAAAGCAGAAAAGGGGCAGAAAAGGCUGUUUUUUGGAUAG
Talaromyces rugulosus is the source of this 2004-nucleotide messenger RNA. RefSeq lists its product as uncharacterized. Gene Ontology annotation, cellular component: site of double-strand break; replication fork; nucleus. NCBI's taxonomy places the organism in Eukaryota, Fungi, Ascomycota, Eurotiomycetes, Eurotiales, Trichocomaceae. Gene Ontology annotation, biological process: error-prone translesion synthesis; response to radiation. Gene Ontology annotation, molecular function: damaged DNA binding; DNA-directed DNA polymerase activity. The record is from RefSeq and is a predicted model, not a curated record. The transcript has a single exon. Bases 1 to 2004 code for a protein of 667 amino acids.